This is a messenger RNA of Dentiscutata heterogama, 603 nucleotides long. Lineage: Eukaryota; Fungi; Glomeromycota; Glomeromycetes; Diversisporales; Gigasporaceae. The record is from the annotation of a GenBank genome assembly.
AAAGCAGCAAAGUGUGAUAUACCAAAGUGCACGUAUAAACUAUUUUCUUGUGGAUCUGGGGGCUCAACUAACCCACUUUGGCAAUAUUUAGAAAGUUCACACUGGUCGCAGUAUAUUACAACAAAGGAAUAUCAUAGAAAAAAAAAGAAGGUGCAAAACAAAAAUAGUAAUAUUGAAGAAAUAUUUGAAAGACAUCCUCGGAACUCCACCGCUACAACUUUAACUGAUAUUAAUAAUGUAAAACUUUGUAACAUGUUUGCCACCUGGAUCAUCAAUCGGCAACAUCCAUUCUCUAUCAUUGAAGAUCCCGAGUUAGUUGAAAUUAUUCAGUAUUUAAAUCCUAAGCCACAAUUAGUCAAAGCUGAUGCAAUAAAGAAUAAAAUUAAGUCGCUUUAUGAUUUUGGAAAAAGAGAAUUGAAGACAAAUCUUUGGAUAUCCCCGAACAACAAAACUUUUAUUUCAGUAACUGCACAUUAUAUAGACGAAUACUGGACUCUUAAAGAAACAUUAAUUGACUUCGGUUUGUUAAAUGGUAAAUAUGAUGGAAUGAAUAUUUCGAAUGGAUUCUUUAAGGUGAUAAAAGAUUAUGGAAUUGAAUCAAAG